Molecule: messenger RNA, 1302 nt
Organism: Engraulis encrasicolus (European anchovy)
Lineage: Eukaryota; Metazoa; Chordata; Actinopteri; Clupeiformes; Engraulidae
Product: SLA class II histocompatibility antigen, DQ haplotype D alpha chain-like
Exons: 6
Coding region: 38-1198 (386 amino acids)
Biological process (GO): antigen processing and presentation; immune response
Cellular component (GO): MHC class II protein complex; membrane
Source: RefSeq, a predicted model, not a curated record
UCACACUCCGUUCAACACUGAGCUCCCGUCCACAUCUAUGAAGAUGGCUUUAACACAAAUAUUACUAGUACUCACUGGGAUCAUAUGUACAGAGACUAAACUGGUGCAUGUGGACCUGGCUGUGGCUGGGUGUUCAAGCUGCGAUGGAGAGGACAUGAAGGGACUAGAUGGGGAGGAGAUGGCACAUGCAGACUGGCAGGCGAAGAAAUACGUGAUGACCCUGCCCGAGUUUGCUGACCCUUUUACAUAUUCGGAGGGCACGUAUGAGUCUGCAGUUGCACAGCAGCAAGUCUGUAAAGCGAACCUGGACGUUGCCAUAAAGGCUUACAAAUAUCCACCUGUGCCACAAGCUCCCCCGAUGAGCUCCAUCUACCCCAGAGAUGACGUGCAGCUGGGCACUGCCAACACCCUCAUCUGCCUCAUCCAGGGCUUCUACCCUCCACACAUCAACGUGACCUGGACCAGGAACGACAAGCCCGUCACGGCAGGGGUGAGCACCAGCCAGCUACGCAUGAACGUCAACGAUGGCACCUACAGCCAGUUCUCCACCCUGCAGUUCACUCCAGAGAAAGGGGACAUCUACACCUGCACUGUGGAGCACUCGGCACUGGACAGGCCACUGAUGAGAGAGUUCGCGCCACCAGUGGUGAAGUUGAGACUGGGGAAAGCGUCCAUUGGUGGCCAGCCUGCCAUACUGGUAUGCAGCGCCUAUGACUUCUACCCCAAGAUGAUCAAGCUGACCUGGUACAGAGAUGGCAAGGAGGUGACUGGUGACGUGAUAUCCAGUGAGGAGCUGGCUGAUGGAGACUGGUACUACCAGAUCCACUCCCACCUGGAGUUCAUCCCCAAAGCUGGAGAGAAGAUCUCCUGUAUGGUGGAGCACAGCAGCCUCAAGGAGCCUCUUGUGCUUCAGUGGGACCCCUCCAUGCCGAAGCCAGAGAAGACUAAGAUCGCCGUUGGAGUAGCCACCCUGGUACUGGGCUUCAUCAUGAUGGUGGCUGGGUUCAUCUACUACGAGAGGUCGUGCAGAGUCUCAGUAUCGGGGGCUAAGAUGAAGAAGAAGCCUGUGCUGUGGGGUCUCGACGUGGACACGGCUCACAAGGGCAUGAAGAGUGCCCUCUGGUGGCUCAAUUCUGUUACGAUGCGCUGUGACGACACACCAGUGAAGACUCCUGCCAAACUUUGCCAAGAAUAUUAAAACAUGCAUAGCUGUUAAAAAUGCUACUAUUUUUUCCAAAUGUGGUUGUAUGGAAAUGUUCUUGUUUAGCUAACUUGAAAUAAAAUUUCAUUUGUGGAAAAGAG